AUGGAUCCGGCAGCCAACCAGCGAUCUUUGGAGGCAGAGAUCAACAACGGCCGACUGGCGAUGGUGGCCAUCACCGGCAUGGUAGCCCAGAAUGCGUUCUUCGGUACCACCGGCCCGGCCAUGUGGCUUCCUGCCUCUGCUUUUGAAGGGGAGCUCGGCGUGCAAGCGCCCGUGGGCUUUUGGGACCCUCUUGGGCUGUCGGCAGAUGGGGACGUCGACACCUUCAAGCGCCGCAGGGCAGCCGAGCUGAAGCAUGGCCGGAUCUGUAUGUUGGCCUGCGUCGGAUACAUCGUGCCGGAGUACUUCCGCUGGCCCGGUUUCCUUUCACCAGAGAAGGGUCUCAAGUUCGCUGACAUGCCUCACGGCAUCGCUGCCAUCUCCAAGGUCCCCCUGGAGGGCUGGCUGCAGAUCGUCCUGUUCGUCGGCCACUACGAGGGCUACUUCUGGCGCCAGGAUCCCAAGCGCGCCCCGGGUGACUACGAAGGCUACGGCUUCCUGGGUGUGGGCAAGAACUUCAUCGUCAAUGUCGACCCCAUCGAGUUCCAGGACGCCGAGGUGAAGAAAACCAAGCUUUCCGCCGAGAUUGCGAAUGGACGAUUGGCUCCUGGACUCCACCUCUUUGAGGUAAUGUGCUGUGUUGAGAUGGUGAAGCCCUAG
This is a messenger RNA of Symbiodinium necroappetens, 657 nucleotides long. Lineage: Eukaryota; Dinophyceae; Suessiales; Symbiodiniaceae. The record is from the annotation of a GenBank genome assembly.